AUGGAAGAUUUAACUUUAGCUCAAGGAGCCGUUUUGGUAAAAUCUUGUGAGGUUCCGAAGGAGUCUAUACCUAUAGUUGGUUAUGAUUUCAACGAAGGGAUUAAUUUUUCUAAUCUUAUGAAAUCCUAUUUAUCUACUGGCUUUCAAGCCUCAAAUUUAGCUUCUGCCAUAGAGAGAAUAAACAAUAUGCUCAGUGAGAGAGAGAAGGAUUUGCCGGAGGAUUGCUCUGAACCACUUUUUCCAUAUCCCGAAGGUAGAAAAAAAACUGGAUGCACCAUUUUUCUGGGAUAUACCUCAAAUUUAGUCAGCAGUGGUCUGCGAGAAGUGAUUCGAUUCGUGGUUCAGCAUAAUCUCGUUGACUGUAUCGUGACAAGUGCGGGUGGAAUAGAAGAAGAUUUGAUAAAGUGCUUACGACCUUCCUAUUUGGGUGAUUUUCAUUUGGAUGGAAAAAAAUUGAGAUCACAGGGAUUGAAUAGGGCUGGAAAUAUCCUCAUACCAAAUGACAAUUACUGCAGUUUCGAAGAUUGGCUUAAUCCCAUCCUUGAUGAAUGUCUCAAGGAACAACUAAAUGGAUAUGAGUGGACACCUUCCAAACUAAUUAAUCGCUUGGGAUCCGAGAUUAAAGAUGAGACUUCCAUCUUAUAUUGGGCUUCAAAACACAAAAUCCCUGUCUUUUGUCCUGCUCUUACAGAUGGGAGCUUAGGGGAUAUGCUAUAUUUUCAUUCUGUAAAAAAUUCUCCGGGGCUCAAAUUGGAUAUCGUCGAAGAUGUGCGACACAUCAACACUCUGUCAGUCAAAAGUCUUAAGACUGGAUCGAUAAUUCUGGGAGGGGGAGUAGUUAAACAUCACAUAAAUAAUGCGAACCUUAUGAGGAAUGGUUCUGAUUAUACAGUCUUCGUGAAUACAGGACAAGAGUUCGAUGGCUCUGACUCAGGUGCCAGACCUGAUGAAGCAGUAAGUUGGGGGAAAGUAAAGCCAACCUCCGAAGCAGUCAAAGUCUAUGCAGAAGCAACACUGGUAUUCCCAUUGAUCGUAGCGGAAACAUUCGCUAAGAAAGUUCAUAAAUCAUAG
Auanema sp. JU1783 is the source of this 1071-nucleotide messenger RNA. Lineage: Eukaryota; Metazoa; Nematoda; Chromadorea; Rhabditida; Rhabditidae. The record is from the annotation of a GenBank genome assembly.